AAUGGCGAAUAUGGAGGAGUUUUUGUACGGGCAUAGCGUCAUAUUUUAAACUUUAUGCCAUUUUAAUAGCUUUUUAUACUCGGUGGUGUUUAUUUUAUGCAUUUCUGGCUAGGUUGUUUUAUUAAACCGCGAGCGCUACUCGUUUAUCACACUAACGGAAGAUCAUUUGAAAUAUGUUGUUGUUACUCUAGCUAGCUACAUUAGCUUAAUAGCAGGAAACAUGAAGUGCUUUCGUUAGCAAUGAUAUGACCGCAGAAAUGACAAAUACAUUUCUAUUAUUAAUGGUUGAGUAAAAGGAUUCGGUCACACUUCACCUGAAGUCAUGGCUUUACACAACUUGGUGUUCGUCAUCGAUGUGGAUUAUAGAGAUCACGAGUCAGGAGAGCAACUGGAUGUCAACAAUCAUCUGUUGAAACGAGGAAUAUUACAAACCCUGCUGCAUUUCGGCUACAAAUAUGGAUUUGACAAAGUGCGCUGGGGUUAUAAAUUCUUCCAAUCCAAGACUGGCCGAAAUGCAAGCCUCAUAUCAAGGGGGUCAGACUUCAAGGAGCUUCGUCACAAGACUUUUGAGGACUUUGAAAUAGAGUUUGAAGCUAAGGUUGACGUGAAGGAUAAAUCGUGUCCGUCAAAGCAGAAGCAGAAAUUCAAUCAUUCUGCCUGUGUUCACAAUGCACUCAAAGAAACCCUGCUGGACUUCCAGUGGGACAGACCAGACAUCACCUCUCCCACCAAACUGUCUCUCAGGCCGAGGAAGUCUGUCCAAGCUGGAAAGCCCAGUGUUUCAUUGGAGGAUGAGACAUCCAGCAAGGGGAGGAAUUUGGUGUUUGUUGUCUCGGAGUGUCCACGCUCCAGCUCACAAUUUGUGGACUAUCUUUCUUUGGGAAACAGUGACCUGUCCACAGAUGUGACAGAUCAAAUAUUACCCAGAGGCCUUCACGACAUGCUGCUUCAGCGACAGGUUGUGCUGCACUGGAUUGACAGUAGAUCUCAUGUCCAGGUCAUGAAGUGUGAGGAUCAUGUUGGUGCUGAGAAGCUGUCCAAGGUCCUCGCUCAGCUGGGUGGCAGAGUGAUCCCUGUGAUUGCUCUGCUGAACCUCUGUUCCACUCAAAAGCCAGACUCAGGCUUCAGCAGACAGACCUUUGCAUUCAAGUCCAACGUUGGAUACCUCCUGUCUUCUGAAAGGCUCCACCGCCUGGCUUUUCCUGUCACAGGUGGUGUUCUGCAGUGGGAGCAAGGUUAG
Notothenia coriiceps (black rockcod) is the source of this 1240-nucleotide messenger RNA. Its product is annotated as treslin-like. Gene Ontology annotation, cellular component: nucleus. Gene Ontology annotation, molecular function: chromatin binding. Gene Ontology annotation, biological process: response to ionizing radiation; regulation of DNA-templated DNA replication initiation; mitotic DNA replication checkpoint signaling. NCBI's taxonomy places the organism in Eukaryota, Metazoa, Chordata, Actinopteri, Perciformes, Nototheniidae. The coding region runs from base 323 to 1240 and encodes 305 amino acids. The transcript is spliced from 2 exons. The record is from RefSeq and is a predicted model, not a curated record.